Molecule: messenger RNA, 1566 nt
Organism: Penicillium cosmopolitanum
Lineage: Eukaryota; Fungi; Ascomycota; Eurotiomycetes; Eurotiales; Aspergillaceae
Product: sugar porter family MFS transporter
Exons: 11
Coding region: 1-1566 (521 amino acids)
Biological process (GO): transmembrane transport; carbohydrate transport
Cellular component (GO): membrane
Molecular function (GO): carbohydrate:proton symporter activity
Source: RefSeq, a predicted model, not a curated record
AUGGGUUCCGUUGUUGAUACUCCGCCAAAGGGCGGCUUCAAGCUUGUCUUGCAGAAUCCAUAUCUAUGUGGUGUGGCAUCGUUCUCAACUCUCGGUGGCCUGCUGUUCGGAUAUGAUCAAGGUGUCAUCAGUGGUGUGAUCACGAUGGAGUCCUUUGGGGCUCGAUUCCCGCAUGUCUUCAGUGAUAGCGGAUUCAAAGGCUGGUUUGUGUCAACGCUCCUACUCGCUGCCUGGUUUGGAUCUUUGAUCAAUGGACCUAUUGCGGAUCGGAUUGGGCGAAAGCUUUCUAUCAACGUUGCAGUAGUGAUCUUCGUCAUUGGAUCUGCGAUUCAGUGUGCAGCAGUGAAUAUUCCAAUGCUAUUUGCCGGACGAGCUAUUGUUGGUUUAGCUGUCGGAAUGAUGACAAUGGUGGUGCCGUUGUACAUCUCUGAGGUUUCUAUUCCUGAGAUUCGUGGAGGCCUGGUCGUCACUCAACAAUUAUCGGUUACCAUUGGAAUCCUCAUCAGCUAUUGGAUCGACUAUGGCACCAACUACAUCGGUGGCACUCGCUGCGCCCCCGAUAUGCCCUACACUGGUGGGACCUCAGCAAAGCCUACAUUCGACCCCUAUAAUGAUAUUCCAAUAACGGGCUGCAAUGGUCAAUCAGAGGCCUCUUGGCGUCUUCCACUGGCGAUUCAAAUUGUCCCAGCAGUUAUUCUGGGAAUCGGAAUGGUAUUCUUCCCAGAAUCACCUCGGUGGCUGCUAAUGAAAGAGCGUGAUGAUGACUCGCUUGUCGCUCUCUCGAGAUUACGGAGGCAAUCCCGCGAUAGCCCUAUUCUUCAAAACGAAUACCUGGAGGUUAGAGCAUCUAUCAUGCUAGAGAACUCUUUUGCCAGAGAGAACUUCCCCAACCUUUCAGGUGUGAAGCUGCAUGUCGCUCAGUAUGUGUCUUUGUUUACGAAAUGGGCACGCUUCAAGCGACUUUUCAUUGGCUGUGCGGUGAUGUUCUUCCAGCAAUUCAUCGGCUGCAAUGCCAUGAUCUAUUAUGCACCAACAAUUUUUGGUCAGCUCGGCAUGGAUGGAAACACCACUUCGCUUCUCGCUACCGGAGUGUAUGGCAUCGUCAAUUGCCUGGCCACUCUCCCGGCACUAUUCUUUAUCGAUAAAUUUGGACGUCGCGCUCUUCUCAUGGCUGGAGCCACGGGCCCUAUUGGUUGGGUGCUCCCAUCGGAAAUCUUCAAUCUUUCGAUUCGAUCCAAGGCCAUUUCUAUCACUACCUCAGCCACCUGGAUGUGUAAUUUCAUCAUCGGCCUGGUCACUCCGGAUAUGCUCGAGACCAUCACUUGGGGCACUUACAUCUUCUUUGCGGCUUUCGCUCUGAUUGCACUUAUCUUUACAUUCUUCUGUAUCCCCGAAACACGUGGAAAGACCCUGGAAGACAUGGAUCUCAUUUUUGGAGAUACCUCAGCAUACGAAGAAAAGGAACGUAUCAAGCAUAUCGAGGCCGACUUGCGUGGGACUAAACUCAAUGACGCAGAGGACUUGAAGCCAGCAGACCAACACAGAGAGAUUGUUGAUUCUGUUUGA